AUGCUCCAUCCAGCCCUCCGCAUUGAUGAGAUCCUGCGCAAGAUUUUCGCCUAUCUUUCCGCAGAUCGCCAAAGCGUUGCAAGGGUUGCUCGCACAUGCAAAGUUUUCUCAGAUGUUGCACUGUGCUUGUUAUGGAGUGAAUUGGAAUCACUCCUGCCAUUGCUUCGAUUAUUCCCAACGUUUGUUCGAGUUCCCGAAGACAGCCCAAAGAACCAGAAGAAAUACGCAGCAUUAUAUGUCUUGCAUGGUUCUUCAGAUCAGCAGUGGGAGCGGUUCCUGUGCUAUGCCGGGCGUGUACACGUCUUGCGACACGUCGUGUUGGAGUACCGCGUUCACCCGUCUGUUUUUCCUCAGCUGAUCCUUCGGGCUCGCGGCCAACCCAUAUUCAUGGCACUUCGUUCCCUCGAGUGGGAAGAGCCAUUCCCAUUGAGUAUGGAACUGAUAGGGUUCCUAUCUCCGUCUCUCCGGGACAUAACGAUCAGCGUCCGGGACAAGGACGGGCACUCUUCCAUGGUACAAGAUGGCGUUGUCAGUGGCGUUGUCGGAACAUUGCUGUCCCAUGCGCCGUCCCUUGAAUAUCUAUACAUUGACGCAAUGCUACCCCUAGCUCGCCCCUCAAGAGUCGUCCUGGGUCGUUCCGAGUCGUACUGCUACCAAUCCAGGCUCGGUGUACCUACCACGACGGAAAGACCCAGUGCCGAAGGUUCAUUUCCGGCAUUGCGAGCACUCGAUGUAAUGGGAGAAUUUCGCUUCGUCCGCGAGUUGAUGUCAGCUAUUCCCUCUGAUGGGAUCGAAUCCCUCAGUAUCAAUGGCAUGGAUGGCACCGGAUGGCAUGACUACCACGAGACUCUCAACGUGCUCGCUUCAAAAUUUGCCAAAACUCUGCGGAAGCUUGAGCUGUUGUGGCGUAGACAUUGUUGCGAACCCGUCCCAGGUGUCAAUGAUUGGCCCAAAACUUUUGAGGCAAUAAGGCCUUUGUUGAAGGUGCGACUCGCAGACGUACAACUCAAAUUCCACGGGAUCGCGAUAACAUUGACUGCGGAAGAUAUCCAUGACAUGGCUGUGUCCUGGCGCACCCUCACUUCACUGCGUAUCUCAACCUGUGGUGCUGUCGUGGAAGUUCCUCCUGCUCAUUCCUUAAGUGAGUUUGCUCGUCAUUGCCCAGACCUCUGCACUUUGGCACUUCCGACUCUGCUCCCGGAGUUCUCGUCUACUCGUGAUACCAAACUACAUCCAGUUUUACCGCAUGGCCUACAGGAGCUGCUACUCGCGGACAACAGCGAAUUUUGGAAGCACGAUGUUCACUCCGACUCGGAUUCUUGUCUGAGACCCAUGCGCUUGAAUAAGGCGUUGGCUAAGCUACGUACUAACUUGAAGGACGUUCGACGCCGUGAAGGAAUGCGCCGGUACCAGUCAAAGGCAAACACCCACCGUAUCGAGUCAUCGUCGGGCGACCCACAGACACACCCUGUAUUGGACGGCGAGGGCGUCGUCUCGGAGCGCAGAGUUCCUCUGGUGCAGGAGGACGAUUUUGUGUGUCGGGACGCGGUGGACGUCGUGAAGCUGCUACGGGCGGUCCGUGCGACACUCUACGAGAACGCAGAGACUCUAGGCGGCAGUGUUCUUGUAGACGAACAAUGGACGUGCAGUAUAUCCGUUCCAAGGCAUCGCAAUGACAGGACGUACAAAGUGCAUAUCCAGUACACCGCGUCCGCCGCACGUUCGGAUAGAAACGACCCACAAAGACCCGUGGCCAUGGAGAGAGCCAGAGGUGUACCAGGACUCAUGACCAUUGUCAGCAGGCACGACUAA
Molecule: messenger RNA, 1812 nt
Organism: Sparassis crispa
Lineage: Eukaryota; Fungi; Basidiomycota; Agaricomycetes; Polyporales; Sparassidaceae
Exons: 8
Coding region: 1-1812 (603 amino acids)
Molecular function (GO): protein binding
Source: RefSeq, a predicted model, not a curated record